AUGUCAUUCACCAUCACCACCUCCCCCAAUGACGAUUUCGCGCUUAUCGAAGACAACAACCCAGACAAAAUUUACGCGCAGUUCGAACAAUUGCGCAGUAAAUGCCCAGUCGCACAUACCUCACAAACCGGGGGCUUUUGGCUUCUGACACGAUAUGACGACGUAAAGCGUGCUGCCUCCGACACAGAUACUUUUAUUUCAUCCGUGAAAGCAGUAAUUCCAAGCGACCCACGAGGCAUUCGCCGUCCACCGCUUAAUACGGAUCCACCAGCUCACACACCUUACCGCACAGCGCUUGAUCGCACUCUUAAACCUGCGCGGUUGAAGCGACUUGGUCCGAUCCUUGAGAAACACGCACAGCGAGAGCUUGACGCUCUACUGAAUGCCAGUUAUUUGGACGACCAAGACGGUGACAGUGAGACCCCAGCGGCUCAAAUUGACAUCUCUGCUCAAUUUGGUGCGUCUUUUGCUGCCUGGGUCGAGGUGGCGUGGUUGAACCUUGAAGAUGAGAUUGCACCUGUUCUGGCGACCACGGCGGCCAAAUGGGUGAAUGCGUGGCGUCAGCAGAAUGCCGCAGAGACAAGCGCACAAUCUGCGCGGCUCUAUGAUCUAGCAAGGCAAUUGUUUGCUGAUCGAAAGAAGUCAAAGCGGGAUCCAGAAUCAGAUCCAGCUUCCUCGCUAUUACUCGAAGUUGGACCAGAUGGACAGCCGUUGGAUGACGAGCUUCUUAUUGGUGCUCUUCGCCAGUCACUCGUUGUCGGCAUGGUGGCUCCUCCAAUCCUGCUGGGCGAUAUGUGCGCUCAUCUCUCCCGCGACCGAGAUCUACAAGCCAAGCUUCGGGCUGAUCUAUCACUGAUACCUGCUGCUGUGGAGGAAUUCAUUCGCCUAUACGUGCCAUAUCGCGGAUUCUGCCGCACUCCCAAACACGAUAUCGACCUUCAUGGCCGUACGAUACCGGCAGGGCAGCCGGUGACAAUGACAUAUGCAGCUGCAAAUCGUGAUCCGGACGUUUUUGAGAAUCCUAACACCUUUAUCCUUAAUCGGGAAAACAUCAACUCACAUCUUGGGUUUGGAAGAGGGAGACAUCGUUGUGCGGGGAUGCCUCUUGCUAGAAUGGCUCUGCAAAUUGCGCUUCGGGUGAUAUUACAACACACGGAGGACUUUGAAGUCAACGGACCCCUUCAUGCCAGCACGUUCUCAGUGAUGGAUGAGAAGGUUGUAUAUUCUUCGUAA
Molecule: messenger RNA, 1233 nt
Organism: Penicillium subrubescens
Lineage: Eukaryota; Fungi; Ascomycota; Eurotiomycetes; Eurotiales; Aspergillaceae
Exons: 4
Coding region: 1-1233 (410 amino acids)
Molecular function (GO): oxidoreductase activity, acting on paired donors, with incorporation or reduction of molecular oxygen; heme binding; iron ion binding
Source: RefSeq, a predicted model, not a curated record